Molecule: messenger RNA, 4431 nt
Organism: Hylaeus anthracinus
Lineage: Eukaryota; Metazoa; Arthropoda; Insecta; Hymenoptera; Colletidae
Product: leucine-rich repeat-containing protein 24-like
Exons: 2
Coding region: 1700-3691 (663 amino acids)
Molecular function (GO): protein binding
Source: RefSeq, a predicted model, not a curated record
AGCGAGAGGAACAGACACGGGGAUACGUAGGCAUCGUGUCGGUGGCCUCUGCGGCAAAUCUGCAGGUUUCCGUGGCGUGUGUGUGGGACGAUAUUAAUCGCGAAAAUCCGUGAAACGCGAAAGCGUGACAGUGGGUGGAAUCGUCGUGACCGUAGAGUUUGUCGUAUGCGAACGUUCGCGACGGUUACGGGGUUGCACGCAACGGGGGAUGAAAGUCUUUCAAUGGAGCGGCGCGAUCGCAGCAUCCGCUUGUCGGGUUUCGCCACAGACGUCCAGCUCAUCCACUGGGGCCAGCCAGCCGUGAGAAGGCUUCUCGUCCAGCGGGCCUCGCACGACGUGAUUGAUUGAUCGGCCAAGAGGAUAACAGAAAAGAACGUCGAUGCCAGUCGACGACCUCGCGGCCCAGGUGGGGGGUGUCCUCUCGUGAGAACGGGCGAACACACGUUCACACGGUGAGACUACGCGUGGAGAGGAAGCUGACAAGUGCAUCGUGCUCUUCGCAACGUUUCGUUUCUCCACGUUUCCUUGCGUAUCGCCGCGAGUGAGAUCUUCCCUGCGACCUGAUCCCCAGUUUCCAAUCGUCGCAUAAACGGAUGGCUCGCGAGGAUUCGUCGCGAGCGUCUCCUCCUGGGGGAGAAUAAACAAACGGACGGGAACCGUCCGGCAGGGGGAAAGGACAAACGAUAAAAAAGGACGGAGGGUGAGACAGUGAGAGCCGCGACUCUUCUCGCGAAUGAAGCAGUGCUUUCUCGUCUUUAAUUUUUCAACCAGCCCGCAAGCGACGACGCGAUUGGCCGGAACGCACCGACCACUCUCGACGACCAAGUACGCGUAAGCGAGUUUUGCCGCUCGAGAUCGACGCCGCUCGGUGGCACGGCUCGUGGGUGUCAUACGCACCACGCGCAAGGACACCGGGUGCGGAUAGGGUGCCGGACGAUCUUGCGUCGCGACCAAUCGAGCCCGAACACCCCUAACGAACCCGAAACACACGGGUUCGCCCGUGAAAGGUUCCAUUGAAUUGAAUUAUCCGGUUGUUGCCGCCGUCGCUCCUCGGCUGUGUCUUUCGCUGCCGGGCCUCUCGAGGACUUCCUGGCGGGUGCCGCGUACGGCAUCGAGGGGGAUUGAAAAUUAUCGCCACGGCUCCGCGGCCGAGUUCGUGACUAAUUUAUGAUCGAUAUAAAUUUCGCGGCGCAUUACGCGGGCAUACCAUUAGCGGCGUCAGCAAUUAAUAUGCCUUAGUAGGCGGGCAAACCCCGCGGCCUGGAAUCCUACAGGCGUUCGAGGCUCGCGCUCCACCGAUUCCGCGUCGCUCGUUCGGUCGCGACGGGGUGAAAGGAAAAAGAGAAGCGUUACAUAAUCGGGCGAUUGUUGCUCCUUUGUUGCAGAUUGAACCCGACGAGGCGUGCGAUCGGGAAAACUAGGCCGGCCGACGGUGAACGCGCGUGCAACGUAGGGCGCACUUAAUCAGAAUGAAAUCUAAGAACUCGUCGACAAUAGGUUCGUGAUGCCCGAAGGAGAACGGUCGGCGAAAUGAAAGCCCCCGAGAAACAAUGGAAGCGUCCACGCAAGCAUGACGGCCCCAUUCAGAUUCGCAGACGGCAUGCUUAGUGGUGGCCGAAGGAGACGCUCAAAUUUCUAAUCGGUGGAGAGGCCAUCCACAGGAUAGAAUAGCAGCUGCAGAAGAGAAACAGACUGUGGCAUGUUAGGGCCAACGCAACACCCUCUACGAGGGCGCAUCCUGCUUUCCCUCUUCUUUCUGCUCGGCACGUUCGCCCUGUUGUCCCGAGCGGCGGCCUUCCCGGAUUGGACGGACUGUCCAGCGGUAUGCAGGUGCAAAUGGACGUCCGGGAAGAAGUCGGCCCUGUGCCCUGACGCAGGCCUGACGUCACUGCCUGCGUCACUGGACCCCGACAUGCAGGUGUUGGACCUGUCGGGUAACAAGAUACCAGCGCUACAGUCGGAGAUCUUCAAGCGUUCCGGACUGCUGAACCUGCAGAGGGUGUUUCUGAGGAACGCCGGCAUCCAUGAGAUCCACGCGGACUCAUUCAGGGACAUGAGGAUACUGGUGGAAAUCGACCUGUCGGACAACCACGUGCAGGCCCUCGAGCCGGAUACGUUCCUGGGCAACGAAAGACUGAGGAUUCUAAUUUUAAGCGGUAAUCCUCUGGGCAUCCUGAGGAGUCACCAGUUUCCCGUUCUCCAGCACCUGCGGAACCUAGAGUUGCAGAGGUGCACGCUGUCCGAGAUCCACGGGGAAGCGUUCGUCCACUUGACCGGGCUGGAGUCGCUGAGGAUCGACCAGAACGAGCUGGAAUAUCUGGAGGUGUCGGUGAUAUCGCGUCUGUCGCGUCUGAAGACUCUGACCAUGGACGGGAACCGGUGGAGUUGCGACUGCAGGCUCCGCGAGUUUCGAGCGUGGCUGAUCUCUGACGUGCCCAACAAACUGUAUUCCGUGCCUCAACUGUGUUCAUCGCCGAAGCGGCUGGAGGGCCGCAAGUGGGAGGACGUGAAAUCCGCGGAGUUCGCCUGCGAGCCGGAGGUUUUCGUGCUGAGUAGCAGCAUACAAGAAGAGAUGAACGGGAACCUCAGUUUGGCCUGUUUGGCCACGGGUGAUCCCGAGCCGGAGGUCUGGUGGCAGCUGAACGGUGGCCCGGUGAACGCGACCAAACUGACCGAGCAGACUUAUUCGGGGACGUACAUCGCCUAUGCGACGUCCGACGCCGGAGCGGCCUACAACGACAGAUCCACCUCUGGGAGGAUCAUCGACAGAUGGAACAAUUUGACGGUCUACAACGCCAGCGACGGUGACGCGGGGGAGUAUGCCUGUUUCGCGAAGAACAUCGCCGGUUUGGCGAGGGACACGGUCAGUGUGGCUAUUCCGCGUGUGUACACAGCGCCGACGCUCUCUCAGAGUGACAAUUGGUUGUUGUGGGUCAGCCUGGCGGGCGGUGGUGCAGCCGCCUUGUGCGCCUCUAUUUCCGCCGUUUUACUGGCACUGUGCGUGUGUGGUGGGUCCCGUCGACACAGUGCUCGCGAGAAAGUGAAGCUCCAAGGCAGCACGAGCUUCGGCGACCAGGAGAAGAAGCUUCUCGACCUAUCCGUGACGACAACGACUCCGGGGAACAGCAACGAUCAAGGCAGCGGUCACGGUAGCCUGGUGGAGGCUUACAGCAGCGGCGACCUAGAGCUGGCGGAAAGAGGCUCGAUCUGCGAUCCCAUGAACGCAGCCACCGUUACCGUCGAGAGACUGAGACCGGAAGUGACCAGUGGUUCCGCGAACGCGAUGAGGGCCUUGCCAUGCGCCGCGAUGUUCCCGCCACCUCCGCCGGAAUUCACCAGCGGCGUUCUGCCCGCUGGAAUCUUCGGCAAUAUCUUCAUUUCCGUGUCCGUGCCCCAGGAUGCAUCCGAUCGCUGUUACCCGGACCUUCUCGACAUUCCUGUCCACGGCACGAGUGGCGUGGCGAACAAAGGAUCCGCCGCACUGGCGGCAGCCACCAGUGUGUCCAGCUUCGCGACGCUACCGCGACGAGCGUUGCGGUCGACCGAUCUCUGUUCGCCUUACGACAAUAUGGGGCCCCGCGUGACGGCCAAUGGAAGUUCCGCGUUUUCGCUGACGGACGUCGACCUACGGUUAUCGCCUCCUCCGCCGCCGCGAAUCAUCCAACCGCCCCACGAGUUCGUCUCCCUGUAAGGACACCCCCGGGGACCGGCUUUCGAGCAAAUAGUCGGUAUACUUGUUCAGAGCUCAUCCGUCGCUUUCUUCCCACGUUCAGUCGCGUCGUCCUUAAAACGGUAUCGUUCAUUGUGUUCGUUGUCGACAGUAUUCCAAGCGUAUCUGUAUUUUAUACGGUGAGCCAUCGGCCUACCAGGUUAGUUAAGCUAAACGGUGGUUUUCUACGGCUUUACAAUGUGUUUCAGUUGCCAAUGUCACUCUCAGCCUCUAUUGUCUUCACCUUUAGAUGUGGAAACGUUUACAAAAAUUCCAUUUCCAUUUCGAUAUCCUCGCAUCUUGAACAAACAUAACUGACUUGAUAAAUUGCGCACUUGUGAUUCCGCACCUUCGAUACGUGUUCGUUCUCGCCACUUGGUACGCGAAUGGCUCACAUUUUUAACCAUCAGACACCACUCCUCAAUCGUACAUUGGUUAAGGUUGUAUGCAUACAGGGACCUAGAAAGUUUGUAUCUCGUGCGUAUAUUAAAGACGUCCGGAAGGUUAUCGAAAGUAGUAUACAGAAUAUUUGAUCGAAUCCACUCCAGUUAUGUCUGUCCAACGUAUUCGAUUAUGUAAGACAUCGAGUUUCGAAACUGCACGUUACCUUCAUUCGAAAUCGCUCAAAGAGCAAAUAAUUGGCGUCCUUGCCUCGAGUCUCUGUUGUGGCUCUGCCCAAACGGAUCUUUCAUUUUGUAAAUAGCUUCGAAGAAAUUGGGAUU